ACAUCUGGAGAAGGGGGGGCAGAGAGAGCGUCCUGUUAUGUAUGUUUGCCCGCCAGUGUCUCAGGCCUGCUACCCACAAUGCCGUGCGGCCCUGGCCGCUCCGCUCCGUCAUGGAGGCAGCAGUGGGGGCUGCUGCUGAGGCAGCCACAUUUGUCCCAGCCGGAAAAGCACAAGGCUCUCCGGUGGCGUCCCGAAUCUUCUUCUCCUCCCGCCGAGCGACUUGAGCCGUCUCGCCUCGCAGGGGCUCAUCCACUAUGAGUGGCGGCAGCGGCGGCAGCAGUGGCUCCGGCUCCUCGUCGUCUGCUCCUGGCCGCUUUGCUGACUACUUCGUGAUCUGUGGGCUGGACACCGAGACUGGGUUGGAGCCGGACGAGCUCUCCGCAUUAUGCCAGUAUAUUCAGGCCUCUAAAGCCCAAGAUGGUGGUGGCCGUUUCAUUUCCAGUUCUGCAGAAGGUGAAAAUUUUGAACAAACUCCAUUAAGACGCACAUUCAAGUCCAAAGUUCUUGCUCGUUAUCCUGAAAAUGUUGAAUGGAAUCCCUUUGAUCAAGAUGCAGUGGGAAUGCUAUGUAUGCCUAAGGGUCUGUCUUUCAAGACACAAGCUGAUGCCAGAGAACCUCAGUUCCAUUCAUUUAUCAUCACACGUGAAGAUGGCUCACGAACAUUUGGAUUUUCUCUCACAUUUUAUGAAGAAGUUACCAGCAAACAAAUCUGUAGUGCAAUGCAGACACUGUAUCACAUGCACAAUGCAGAAUAUGAUAUUCUUCAUACCCCACCUACAAAUGGCAAAGAUAACUGUAGCACCAUAGAAGACUGCAAUGGCACCUCUGUAUCGAAGCUACAGCGAUUUAACUCAUAUGAUAUUAGUAGGGACACUCUAUAUGUCUCUAAGUGCAUCUGUCUGAUAACCCCAAUGUCUUUCAUGAAGGCAUGUAGAAAAGUACUUGAGCAACUCCACAGAGCUGUAACUUCACCUCAACCACCACCAUUACCUUUGGAAAGCUUUAUUUACAAUAUACUCUAUGAAGUUCCUCUUCCUCCAGCAGGAAGAUCUCUAAAAUUUUCAGGUGUUUAUGGACCAAUUACCUGCCAGAGGCCAAGCACCCAUGAGCUGCCAUUAUUUGACUUUCCAAUUAAAGAAGUCGUUGAAUUACUUGGUGUGGAAAAUAUGGUUCAACUCUUUACCUGUGCUCUUUUGGAAUUUCAGAUAUUGCUUUAUUCACAGCAUUACCAGAGACUGAUGACUGUGGCAGAGACAAUCACAGCACUGAUGUUUCCUUUCCAGUGGCAACAUGUAUAUGUUCCCAUCCUUCCAGCGUCUCUCCUGCACUUUCUAGAUGCUCCUGUCCCUUAUCUGAUGGGCUUGCACUCAAAUGGGCUAGAUGACCGGUCUAAACUGGAACUCCCCCAAGAGGCAAACCUUUGCUUUGUGGACAUAGACAACCACUAUGUUGAGCUGCCAGAAGAUUUGCCUCAAUUUCCAAAUAAACUUGAAUUCAUUCAGGAAGUCUCAGAGGUCCUUAUGGCUUUUGGGAUUCCACCUGAGGGAAACUUGCAUUGUAGUGAAAGUGCCUCCAAGAUUAAAAGCCUCAGGACAUGUGACAUAGUCUCUGAUAAAAGAAAUGGGAACAUAGCAGGGUCACCAGUCAAUUCUUACAAACUGUUGAAAGAAAAUGAGACCAUAGCAAGGCUCCAAGCACUUGUGAAAAGAACAGGUGUGAGCCUAGAAAAGCUUGAAGUUCGGGAGGAGACUGGUAGCAAGAAAGACCUGAAAAUGCAAUGUGAUGAAGAAGAAUUCAAAGAUUACCAGCUCAACAUUCAUGUACGGGAGGUUUUUGCCAAUCGUUUCACUCAGAUGUUUGCAGAUUAUGAAGUGUUUGUUAUUCAGCCCAGUCAAGACAAGGAAUCAUGGUUUACCAACAGGGAGCAAAUGCAGAAUUUUGAUAAAGCAUCAUUCUUGUCUGACCAGCCUGAACCUUAUUUGCCUUUCCUCUCAAGAUUUUUGGAGACACAGAUGUUUGCUUCUUUUAUCGACAAUAAGAUCAUGUGCCAUGAUGAUGAUGAAAAAGAUCCUAUUUUGAGGGUCUUUGAUUCUAGAGUGGAUAAAAUUAGGUUAAUAAAUGUUCGUACACCAACUCUGCGCACAUCAAUGUAUCAAAAGUGCACUACCAUCGAAGAGGCUGAGAAAGCUAUUGAGUUACGGCUGGCAAAAAUAGAUCACACUGCAGUGCACCCCCACUUGCUUGAUAUGAAGAUUGGACAAGGAAAAUAUGAACCUGGAUUUUUCCCUAAGCUUCAGUCUGAUGUGCUUUCUACAGGACCAGCAAGCAAUAAGUGGACCAAACGAAAUGCACCUGCACAGUGGAGGCGGAAAGAUAGGCAGAAACAACACACAGAGCAUCUUCGUCUUGACAAUGAUCAGAGAGAGCACCUGGAUUUUGUUUUGCCAGAGCUUCAGUUGCAAUUAUGUUUAGACUUGGACCAGCAUGAUUGGCCUUUCACGCACUCUAUAAAAUCUGUUUCAGAACUAUACCUGAAGUAUAUUCAAGAAGCCCGGAAUCUGGGUAGCACCAUCCGACAGCCCAAGUUGUCUAAUCUCUCACCAUCAGUAAUUGCACAGACCAAUUGGAAAUUUGUUGAAGGUUUGCUUAAAGAAUGCAGAAAUAAGACAAAGAGGAUGCUAGUGGAAAAAAUGGGCCGUGAAGCAGUGGAACUUGGUCAUGGUGAAGUGAAUAUUACAGGUGUUGAAGAAAAUACAUUGAUAGCCAGCCUCUGUGAUCUCUUAGAAAGGAUAUGGAGCCAUGGUUUGCAGGUGAAACAGGAUAGAAGCUGUACUACUUUCAUCCUAGAAGAUAAAGCAUCAGUAUACUCUGCUACAACUCAGAUUUGGGCUUUUCAGACCAGCAAACGGCCAAACCUACAUAAGGGGAAAUCUGCUUUGUGGUCACACUUGUUACAUUAUCAAGAAAACAGGCAAAGAAAACCGACAUCAGGAAGCUUCAGUACUUCAGGAAUACUUCUAGAUUCAGAAAGAAGGAAGUCAGAUGCCAGCCCAGCAAUGUCUCCCUUAAGGGUGUCUCUUAUCCAGGACAUGAGACAUAUACAGAACAUUAGUGAAAUCAAAACAGAUGUUGGUAAGGCUAGAGCUUGGGUUCGGCUGUCCAUGGAAAAGAAAUUGCUCUCCAGACACCUGAAACAUCUUCUUUCUGAUCAUGAACUCACAAAAAAACUCUACAAACGCUAUGCUUUCCUCCGCUGUGAUGACGAGAAAGAGCAGUUUCUUUAUCAUCUAUUGUCAUUCAAUGCUGUUGAUUAUUUUUGUUUUACAAAUGUUUUUACGACAAUCUUGAUUCCAUACCAUAUAUUAAUUGUUCCUAGCAAAAAGCUUGGCGGCUCAAUGUUCACAGCCAAUCCAUGGAUAUGUAUUUCAGGAGAACUGGGUGAAACAGGAGUCCUACAGAUUCCCAGGAAUACACUAGAGAUGACGUUUGAGUGUCAGAAUCUGGGAAAACUAACUACAGUACAAAUAGGACAUGAUAAUUCUGGUCUGUAUGCCAAGUGGCUGGUGGAAUAUGUUAUGGUUAGAAAUGAAGUAACAGGUCAUACUUACAAGUUUCCAUGUGGGAGGUGGCUUGGAAAAGGGAUGGAUGAUGGCAGUUUAGAGAGGAUUCUGGUGGGAGAAUUGCUGACUUCCCACACUGAGGUGGAUGAAAGACAAUGCAGAACCCCUCCUUUGCAGCAGUCUCCAAGCAUGAUCAGAAGAUUUGUCACUAUAUCACCAAACAACAAACCAAAGUUAAGCACAGGUCAGAUACAAGAAUCUAUUGGUGAAGCAGUAAAUGGAAUUGUCAAACAUUUUCACAAACCUGAAAAAGAGAGAGGCAGUUUAACACUUCUACUUUGUGGAGAAGGUGGGCUUGUCUCAGCCCUUGAGCAAGUGUUUCAGCAUGGAUUUAAAUCACCCAGGCUCUUCAAAAAUGUUUUUAUUUGGGACUUUCUAGAAAAAGCACAAGGAUAUUAUGAAGCUCUAGAUCAAAAUGAACUGGUCCCAGAGGAAAACUGGCAAACAAGGGCCAGGAGUUUUUGUCGCUUUGUCACAGCCAUCAAUAACACUCCUAGGAACAUUGGGAAGGAUGGGAAGUUUCAGAUGUUGGUAUGCCUUGGAGCAAGAGACCACCUAUUGCACCAUUGGAUUGCUUUGUUGGCAGACUGCUCCAUCACAGCUCAGAUGUAUGAGGAUACAGCACUGAUAAAGGAUCAUACCCUAGUGAACUCCUUGAUCCGGGUACUGCAGACCUUGCAAGAGUUCAACAUCACAUUGGAGGCAUCCCUUGUUAAAGGAAUUGACAUCUGACCUGCCUCUCUGCAAGCACCAUAAAAAGCAACAAACUUUUACUAGUAUGCAAAGAUUUUAUCUGUUAAUACAUUGCAUUGUGAAUUCCAGAAAUUAACAUCACUCAACGCAACUCUUCUGGAGGGAAGCUCCAAAAAGAGUGUGGAGAAAUGGAAGCUGUAAACCCAAUAUAUAGAAAGGGAAAAGAUUCCUAUAAAUUGAUUUUAGAGUUUAUUUGCUGAUUUGCUUUUAAACCUUUCAUGUGAAAGAGUUAGAUAAUUAUUGUGUAGCUUAUUUUAAAGCUGCAAUAUUUCUUUGCCAUAGAAAAUGGUGCAGUGAGGCUCUUGGCAUUCUCUGAACUUGCCUUUAGACUGUACAUUGCAAAGUAUAAUGCACACAUUCCAUUUCUGCAAAGGCUCAUUCAGCAACUUUAAAACUAAUGUUUUGUUCUAUUGUUAACAUUAUCAUCACUGCUUUUCUGUGUUCAGUCACUGCUGUGCCACAAGAAUUAAAAUUCAAAUAGUUCUUUUUAGCCUUGAAGCAUUGAAUUUGUCAGUAAAUCUUUUUUUUUCUUGUCAGUAUUAUUUUUCAGCAGACUUUUGGAGGAAAGAACCAUGCAAAGGUGCAGAGAUCAGUGAUAUUUUUAUAGGAUAUGAAAUUGCACAGGAAAAAAAUAUAAGUGUGUUUUUAACUGACAAAUAUUUAUUUAACUUUUAAUCAUGUUGUAAUGUUUUUGUCUUUAAAAAAUUCAAUGUACUUAACAAGCUGUUACAUGUCCAUUGUGUGUUCGAUUUGGGAAUCUAAAUAGAGUGCAGCCAUUCUAAAUAAAAGGCCCAAAGUAAGAAUCUUGGUUAUCAAAGUACAUUUCAGUGUGGAGCUGCCUUUUGAACCUAACUUGUUUAUAUGUGAUAACUUUUAAAUUGAUAUAUCCUAAAGUAAUCUUAAAGCCCAAAUAUCGUUAAUGUAAUAACUGUCUAAUCCCAAAUUUACUGCAACAGCACACAAGUACUUAGAAUGGGACACAGCAACAGGUUCACAGUUGUGAGACAUCAUUUCAAAACUGGCACAGCUUUUUAAACAUCACAGCACAUGCUGGUGGAAAUAUUUGGGGUUGGGUGUGAGCGAGAUCACUGUUACUCUGACUUGCCUAUGCUGCUCCUCAGCCUAAUGCUAUGUCGGGGUUUCAGGACUUUCUCUUGGUAACAUCAGAACACAAAGAACAUAUGUAAGAUUUUGGUUUGAAAUGCUUGAGUGCUCAUAUUUGCUAAUUCUUGUAUUUAAUUAAAAAGCUGUAUUUCUUGGAUGCUUGUACAUGUGUAAAAAUAGCUUACCCUCAUAGUGUUCAGAAUUUGUGGACUUUUUCAGUAGUAAAACCCCAAUUGUAAAAUCUAGUGAAUGCCUAGAAGCAACUGUUCUUGUCCCAAGGAGAUGCAUACCUAACUGAGGAAACACUAAGAUGUUCUGUACAGGGUUUUAAGUCUCUGUUAUCACUGUAUAAACAUUAUCACAACAACUAGGCUCUUUAACAUAAGGAGUGGUGAUAAGAGAGUUUUCAAUUGUCAGUUUCUCCAACAUGUAGUUUUAUUCUUUAUUCCCUACAUUUUGUGGUCAUUUUUAUUCCAAUAACUUAAAAGUAUAGCACAUGUAUGUAUUAAAUUUACUAUUUUUA
Messenger RNA from Heteronotia binoei (common prickly gecko), 6000 nucleotides. RefSeq names its product DENN domain containing 5A (gene DENND5A). Lineage: Eukaryota; Metazoa; Chordata; Lepidosauria; Squamata; Gekkonidae. The record is from RefSeq and is a predicted model, not a curated record. The transcript is spliced from 25 exons. Bases 255 to 4352 code for a protein of 1365 amino acids. Gene Ontology annotation, molecular function: guanyl-nucleotide exchange factor activity; small GTPase binding.